This is a messenger RNA of Diachasma alloeum, 579 nucleotides long. RefSeq names its product ATPase inhibitor mai-2, mitochondrial. Gene Ontology annotation, molecular function: ATPase inhibitor activity. The record is from RefSeq and is a predicted model, not a curated record. Gene Ontology annotation, cellular component: mitochondrion. The coding region runs from base 76 to 387 and encodes 103 amino acids. Gene Ontology annotation, biological process: negative regulation of ATP-dependent activity. Lineage: Eukaryota; Metazoa; Arthropoda; Insecta; Hymenoptera; Braconidae. The transcript has 3 exons.
AGUGUAAAGUUAUAACCUUUGUGCCAGAACGCAGUUGAGUUUUCCCCUGAUAUUCCGCGACAUCAAUAAAAAACAAUGCAGCGUGCGACAUUCAUUUUCUCCAGGAGAAUGGCAUCUCUGAGCCAAGCUAGAAUGUCCGGCGAGGCAGGAUCUGGUGCAGGGAAGGGUGGCGGUGGUGGUGGUGCCAUCCGCAGCGCUGGGGGCUCCUUUGGAAAGAUGGAAGCUGCACAUGAGGACCAGUACUUCUACAAUCAGCAAAAGGAACAACUGAAGAACUUGAGGGAGGGCCUCCACGAUGAGAUUUCCUUUCACGAGGAGCAAAUAAAACGCCACCAGGAAGCCAUCAAUCGCCACAAGAAGAGAAUCGACGAGAUGGAACACAAGUGAAGGGAUCAAACGUUCAGUUCGUUCUGAGCUCGGCGACAUGCGCGAGGAGUGUCUCUAUCAUUAGAGUUACAACGUCAUUUAACCAUAGCAUGCAUCCUGAGCACCAAAUUGUGGCUAAUUUUUUUCUUUUUUUUAUCAUACGAAUGUGUUGUUACAGUGUAGGAAUAAAUUUUUGAUUUUGAAGAAGUGAAA